AUGUACGAAUCGACACACUUACUAUCGCUCCCCUUCGAGCUAAGGGACAUGAUAUGGACAUUCUGUUCUAUUACUGCCGAGUCAAACGGAUUGCUAAGGUGCUGUCACCAGACAAGGGACGAGUUUACCCCCUACUGCAUACUCACCGAAGACGUUGAAAGGCUCCAAACCCUCCGGAUCUGGCUGGACUCUACAUAUAACGAUGGAGUCUGGCUCAAGUUCGACUACACUUGGGAAAAGGAAGGGUAUUAUCAUCGCGCUGUUAGCCAAGUCGGCGACAUGAGCGAUCCCAUCAUUCAGAUGUUCCUCAAGAUCCGACAGGUCAACCAGAUCAUCCUGAAUCUUCAUGCCCCGAGGCGCGGAUACUUUGUAGGCGCGCUUUUUAUGAUGCUAGCCAAGGCAAACGACGUCUAUUGCUUCAUGUCCAACAUGAUGCGGGACAUCAUUGUGGACCAACCAGAUCCAGAGUUGGGACACGUCGAGAUCAACUUCUUGACGGAAUCAAGGCAACCUGAUCAAACAGAAAACGAGGCAAAGAACUUCUGGGAGUGUCGUUCACCGAAGGCCCUUCAAGAGCCAAUAAGGAAGUAUUGGUGUGGUGCUGGACCGAUGCCCUGCUUCUACGAAUAUUUCCUUAUUAGUCACCCGUGGGAAUUCCCACGCCCGCCCACCAUCAAUUAUAUGGCGUGGCCACGGAAGCAUGUUCAUAGGCAUCGUCCACUCACUACAGAGAUGGUACAGUACAUCAAAAAGUGCUGCUUCAAGUUACGCCACAGGAAUCAACACAAUAAGGAAUCAUGGCAACGGGCGGUGUCUAGAUUCCAUUCCGAUCACUGUGACCUCCAACGGCAAAUCGCCGUGUGGUCGACCGAGUCCAUGACUAGAGCACGCUGGACCGGGAAGCGCACUAUUUUGGGCGAAAAUCGUCAGAUCAUAGAGGGUCAUUGGGAGCAUAUCUACUACGAUAGGGAGAAUCUCAUGUUCCGGUUCCAAUUCUGGUUGGAUAAUCUCCCUGGACCUGCUGGUGGGCACAUGGAUAUGUUGCGGCUCCAUCGAUUCAAGACCAUGAAUAAGUGCGGUGCCGGUAUCUUCGCAAGACAGACCCUGAACUACCCCAAGUCGGGAGGUCCUUACGGAGCAUCUACUGAGAUCAACAGGCGUCUCGCUGCGCUGUUCGAUCCUUUCUCAGCGGCUCAUAUAAUCGAAAUGCGCAACAGUUGCCCUCAUCUUCGAUCAGUGGAAUGGGCGACUGCUCCUGUAUCCGAGCAUACAAAGGACAAGCCUAACGAGGCCUGGCUCACAUUCUAUCCCAAGGGUAUUCGUUAUCAUUGGGACAGACGAAACCUCGUCGAGUGGAGACUCCAUUGGAAAACACGAAACUACAGUCGGCUGGAGAAGGAUUACAAGGGUCGUAGUUGUUGCAACAAUGUACUUUUGCACCAAUGGUGGGAGUGCGUGGCUUAUCAAGACUCGGGGGCCGUCCUCAAUGAGCUUGCGCUUCCCAGUGAGCGUGAAGGCCUACAGUGGGCAAUCAAGUCCUUUCCAAGCCAUCCCACGGACAGCGAGCGCCUAGUUCUUAUCCGACGAGACCGGGAUGAGUAUGUUUUGCGCGUGGUCAGAAAGGGUUGCGGGUAUAUGGCCAGCGAUUAUUGUGUUAUGGCUUGGCGGUGUUUGGCUUGGGCCGACUAUGCAGGAGAGAAUCCAUUCUUUCAUAACAAUAGGGGCUUUCUAGAAUUUUCGGGCGAGGUGUACAGCCCUCACGGGCAUGUAAUGUAUAUUCCGACUAUGUAA
Messenger RNA from Fusarium poae, 1791 nucleotides. RefSeq lists its product as uncharacterized. NCBI's taxonomy places the organism in Eukaryota, Fungi, Ascomycota, Sordariomycetes, Hypocreales, Nectriaceae. The record is from RefSeq and is a predicted model, not a curated record. Bases 1 to 1791 code for a protein of 596 amino acids. The transcript has a single exon.